This is a messenger RNA of Agelaius phoeniceus (red-winged blackbird), 420 nucleotides long. It is a transcript of the gene COA4, whose product is annotated as cytochrome c oxidase assembly factor 4 homolog. Gene Ontology annotation, biological process: mitochondrial respiratory chain complex IV assembly. Gene Ontology annotation, cellular component: mitochondrial intermembrane space. Lineage: Eukaryota; Metazoa; Chordata; Aves; Passeriformes; Icteridae. The record is from RefSeq and is a predicted model, not a curated record.
GCCGCGGCCUUGCCACGUCCCGGAAGUGCCGAGCCGAGCUCCCGCCUUAAAGUGACCGCGCUGCGCUGCGCCCCAUGGCGAAGGCCGGGCACGGCUGGAGCGGCACGGCGGCGGCGGCGGAGGAGGAAGGCGAGGACCCGCUGGACGCCAGGAUCGCGCGGAGCGGCUGCCUGGAGCAGCACCGGCAGCUGCAGGAGUGCAUGGCCGAGCGGCGGGACUGGCGGCACUGCCAGGAGCAGGUCCGCGCCUUCGGAGCCUGCAUGGCCCGGCGGCAGCAGCAGCGGCAGCGCGGCACCGGCCCGACCCAGCCCCCGGACUGACACCGCCCGGACAGACAGACCCCUCCUUCCCGGCUUGGUUUUUAUCCAACUGCUUGGAAAGCCAGGUGGAAUUGUUAGGAAAUAAAUCUGGAGUUUGUCA